Messenger RNA from Esox lucius (northern pike), 1683 nucleotides. It is a transcript of the gene slc25a3b, whose product is annotated as solute carrier family 25 member 3b. The transcript is spliced from 8 exons. The record is from RefSeq and is a predicted model, not a curated record. Lineage: Eukaryota; Metazoa; Chordata; Actinopteri; Esociformes; Esocidae. Gene Ontology annotation, molecular function: phosphate transmembrane transporter activity. Gene Ontology annotation, cellular component: mitochondrial inner membrane. Bases 160 to 1245 code for a protein of 361 amino acids. Gene Ontology annotation, biological process: mitochondrial phosphate ion transmembrane transport.
AGUCCGUGAGUGCGGAACUGACGUAUUUCGCCAUUUGCUGACGUAGCUCUCUAACACAGUCAGUACGGAGACUUGCCAUACAAGACGGUCUCUACAAUUGCCGGUGGUGAAGGACGGCGCCAUUUUGCGACUGAGAGGCCAAACCCGCCCGUAAAAACAAUGUACCCCAACUCUUUGACACAGUUGGCGCGGGCGAACCCCUUCAGCGCACCGCUGUUCACACUGCAAAAGGUCGAGGAACCAUCAACACAGAGCCUUGUUACCAAACAUGAAGCAAACAAACGCACGCUGGCGGCGGCUGCAGUGGCAGAUUCCGACGUUAGCUGCGAGUUUGGCUCUCAGAAAUACUAUGCGCUGUGCGGCUUCGGCGGCAUCCUCAGCUGCGGGAUAACGCACACGGCUGUCGUGCCCCUCGACCUGGUCAAGUGCCGCCUGCAGGUGGACCCCAACAAGUACAAGAGCAUCUUCAGAGGUUUCUCCAUCACCAUUAAGGAGGACGGCAUGCGAGGGCUGGCAAAAGGAUGGGCUCCCACUUUCAUCGGCUACUCCAUGCAGGGUCUCUGCAAGUUUGGUUUCUACGAGGUGUUCAAGACCACCUAUGGUGACUUGAUCGGGGAGGAAAAUGCCUACCUGUGGAGGACUAGCCUCUACCUAGCUGCUUCUGCCAGUGCCGAGUUCUUUGCUGACAUCGCCCUGGCGCCCAUGGAGGCGUGUAAAGUGCGUAUCCAGACCCAGCCCGGCUAUGCCAACACCCUCCGACAGUGCGCCCCCAAGAUGUUUGCCGAGGAGGGACUCUGGGCGUUCUACAAGGGUGUGGUUCCCCUGUGGAUGAGGCAGAUCCCGUACACCAUGAUGAAGUUCGCCUGUUUUGAGAGGACUGUGGAGAUGCUCUACAAACACGUGGUGCCCAAGCCCCGCUCUGAGUGCUCCAAAUCCGAACAGCUGGUGGUCACCUUUGUGGCCGGAUACAUAGCUGGUGUGUUCUGUGCCAUCGUGUCUCACCCUGCGGACUCUGUGGUGUCGGUGCUGAACAAGGAGAGCGGCAGCAGUGCCUUGGGUGUGCUCAAGAAGCUCGGACCCCGAGGUGUGUGGAAGGGCCUGGUGGCCCGUAUCAUCAUGAUCGGUACUCUGACCGCCCUGCAGUGGUUCAUCUACGACUCCGUCAAGGUCUACUUCCGCCUGCCCCGACCCCCUCCCCCUGAGAUGCCGGAGUCCCUCAAGAAGAAGCUUGGACUUACCGAGUAGAUAAAACAAAAUGGUGGCCUUAUCAACAGAUACCAUUCAAAAUGGCGGCCUUAUCAAACAACAUCCUUAAUCUAACCCCCGCACAGCUUUACUCCUGCUCUAGAAACUACUGGUGCCUGACUGCCUUGGGCUGGGGUGCUGAUCAGCGGGACUUGGAGUCAGUUCUAGUUCAAUACCAAUUGUGGAAGUAAAACAUGUUCGCUGAACUUUUCAUCACUGAAAAUGUUAGUUUGUCAUUGGAAUUUUAGACUAUUUCCAUAAUUGUUUCAGACAGAAUUGAGGCCAACUUUGCUGGUUAUCAUGCAAACCGAGAAGAGGGUUUGGGUACCCUCCUGUGGAGGUCUAGAGGAAAGGAAAUGACACAAAUGCUAUCAGGUUUUAACACCCAACUGUAGUUUGUUAAUAAUGUUCAGAUAAAUAAAUAGAAGAAUGUGGAAA